Sebastes umbrosus (honeycomb rockfish) is the source of this 1580-nucleotide messenger RNA. RefSeq names its product hemopexin b (gene hpxb). NCBI's taxonomy places the organism in Eukaryota, Metazoa, Chordata, Actinopteri, Perciformes, Sebastidae. Gene Ontology annotation, biological process: heme transport; intracellular iron ion homeostasis. The coding region runs from base 52 to 1368 and encodes 438 amino acids. The transcript has 10 exons. The record is from RefSeq and is a predicted model, not a curated record. Gene Ontology annotation, molecular function: heme transmembrane transporter activity.
CUAUAGCUCUGCUCUGUUCCACAGUGAGACUCCACAUCAGGGGACGUCAUCAUGGGGCUGCUCACCAAAACCCUGUUCAUGUGCUUAGCACUGACCCUCGCCAACGGACACCACGAGGAUGGACAUAAUGAUGCACAUCACGAUGCAGCAAACGAUCAUGGUCAUGCUCUACCAGACCGCUGUGAUGGUGUUGAGUUUGAUGCCAUCACUCCUGACGAGAAAGGAAACAUUUUCUACUUCCAAGGAAACCACUUGUGGAUGGGUUUCCACGGGGCAGCUCAACUUUCCAAUGAGUCCUUCGAGGAGCUAGAUGACAUCCAUCACAUCGGUCAUGUUGACGCUGCCUUCCGCAUGCACAACGUAGAGAACGUAGACGACCACGACCACAUCUAUUUCUUCCUGGAUGACCAUGUGUUCAGCUACUAUAACCACUCUCUGGAGACCGGGUAUCCCAAAGACAUGACGGAUGAUUUCCCAGGAAUCCCCUCUCACCUGGAUGCUGCUGUGGAGUGUCCCAAAGGAGAGUGCACGGCCGACUCGGUUCUGUUCUUCAAGGGAAAUGAUGUGCACGUUUUUGAUAUUACCACAAAGUCGGUGAAGAACAAGACGUGGUCCCACCUGCCCACCUGCACCUCUGCCCUACGCUGGCUGGAGCACUACUACUGUUUCCAUGGAAACAACUUCACCAGGUUCCAUCCGGUGACCGGAGAGGUGUCCGGCACCUACCCCAAGGACGCCCGGGAUUACUUCAUGAAGUGCUCCGACCAUGGUCAUGGAGGUGAACGUAAGGCCAUGAAAUGCAGCGACGUCAAAUUGGAUGCCAUCUCCUCUGAUGAUGCCGGCAAAACAUACUUCUUUGCAGGCUCCGUCUACAUGCGUCUGGACACCCAUCGUGACGGCCUUCACGCAUUCAAAAUCAACAGGACGUGGCCAGCGGUGAACGACGGGGUGGACGCUGUCUUUUCCUACUCUGACAAAAUCUACAUGAUUAAGGAUGAUAACGUUUACAUCUAUAAAUCAACUGCUCACUACAUCCUGAUUGAAGGCUACCCUAAAACCAUGAAGGAGGAACUCGGCAUUGAAGGACAUGUGGACGCUGCUUUCGUCUGUCCUGAUAGCGACAUAGUUCAUGUAAUCCAAGGAAACAAGCUUUAUGAUGUCGACCUUACUGCCACACCCAGGAACGUGACCCAAGAGCUUCCCUUGCCCCUGCACGACAUCGAUGCUGCGAUGUGCAACGCGAAUGGAAUUAAUGUGUACAAGGGUCCGAAUUAUUACCACUAUGACAGCCCCAUGUUACUGACUGUCAGCAGAAUCGCCCCUGUGCCUAACAUUGUUACCAACGAAAUGAUGGGGUGCGAGGAUUAGGAGUCAGGGGUGACAGAGUGUUUCACAGGCAUCUGCUUAUUAAUGAGUGACGUCCAUCUAUACAAGCAGACUGGCAGUAUGGAAUUAAGGUCACUUGUUAAACGGAGAGUAAAUAACUACAUGUUAUUGUAUCUCAUGUACAUGUUUGGAAAAAUCUUCCUCCCAUGCCUUGUGGAGUUUGAGCUGUCCGAUGAAUAAAAUGUGGAACACUA